This is a messenger RNA of Lasiosphaeria miniovina, 1041 nucleotides long. RefSeq lists its product as uncharacterized. NCBI's taxonomy places the organism in Eukaryota, Fungi, Ascomycota, Sordariomycetes, Sordariales, Lasiosphaeriaceae. The record is from RefSeq and is a predicted model, not a curated record. The coding region runs from base 1 to 1041 and encodes 346 amino acids. The transcript is spliced from 3 exons.
AUGAAAUCUUGGACGGUCUGCCUGGGCGUCGGCCUCCUGGCCGGCGUGGCCAACGCGGGCUGCAAAAUUCCCACCACGUGCGGAUCCCCGAGGUGCUUCGGCGCCCUCGGGGCGGACCCAACGGCCGGAGAGUCGUUUUGUUCUUCAUGGCUGUCCCUGGCGCCCGUCACGACCACCGUCACCGAGCUCACGACGGCCGUGUCAACACAGGUCACCGUCCAGACCGCCUUGACGACGCUCACGACGACGACAGGGACCACAACGCAGACCGGCGUGGUUGGCACCACCAUUUUCCAGAAGCGCGUGGCGAGCGUCUCCACCUCCACGAUGGAACCGGCAGAUGCCAUCAUCUCGCAGUGCUCGACCAAGGAGGCGCGCAUCAGCAGCGCCUGCAGCUGCUUCCUGUCGACGGCCACGGCGUCAACCGUGACCGUGGUUGAGACUUCGGUCUCGACGGUCCUUGUCGAGGCUACCAGCACGGCCGUUUCGACGGUGACGAGCAAGGCGGUAGCAACGGUAUCGGUAGCGGCACCGGCGACAACCAUCUCAGCCAACCCGGUGGUCAACGGCAAUUUCGAGACUUAUUCGAAGACGGGCAACAUCUUGCCGUGGAGCAACACGGGGACGACUACGGGCGGGCGGCUCGAGGUCAUAAACGGGGUCAAUCCCUGCACGGCUGGGGCGGCGUAUUGUGCCGGGGGAACUGUUGUUAUCCGCGUGUACCCACCCACCACAGGCGGCGGCUACCUGGGCAUCGCCGAGACGUUUCAGGCGCGGCCGUCGACGGCGUAUUCAUUGUCGUUCAUGUUCCGGUGCCUCAACUUCGACGCGUACUCUCGAAUCGAUGUCUGGUACGCGGGCGUCAAGGUCGGCACCGUCGCGUGCCCGCAGACGUCCAGCUCCGCCUUCACCCGCGCCACGGGCAUACCGUUCACCACCGACUCGAUUGGCAGCGGCGCGCUUGAAAUCCGCUUCUACAACCCCUCCAACCUGGCCUAUCUGUACUUUUACGCCGACGAUUUCCAAGCCUCGCACGCCUAG